AUGUCCUCCGAAGAAACUCCCAAAAUUAGCGAUUUGUCAAUUGAGGACAACCGACCCCCAGCGCCAGACUCAGUUCCAUUAGGGCCUGAUGGUAAACCUCUUUCAAAGAAGGCAUUGAAAAAACUUCAAAAGGAAAAGGAAAAAGAAUUGAAGAAGAAACAAAGAGCCGAACAAUUAGCUAAGGAAAAAGCCGUAGCUGAGGCCUCUGCAGCAGCAAACGAUUUCGCUAAGGAAAACUAUGGCAAAUUACCUUUAAUUCAAUCAGCCACCAAAACUGGUAUUAAAAGAGUUCAAUUUGCUACUUUAAACUCAUCUUUAAAUAACCAAGAAGUUGUAUUUAGAGCAAGAGUUCAUAACAAAAGAUCACAAUCCGCUUCCUUAGCAUUUUUAACAUUCCGUCAAAGAUAUGAUACUAUUCAAGCCGUUUUAAGAGCCAACAAUGAACAAGUUAGCAAGCAAAUGGUCAAAUUUGGAGCUUCAAUUAAUUUGGAAUCGAUUGUUGUGGUUCAUGGUGUUGUUAAAACUGUCAAUGAAUUGGUCAAAUCUUGUACCAUUCAAGAUGUUGAAAUCCAAAUCAACAAAAUAUUUAUCAUCAGCGAAACUCCCGAACAAUUGCCAAUGCUAAUUGAAGAUGCUUCAAGAAGCGAACAACAAUCUGAGGAAUCCGGGUUGCCAGUUGUCAAUUUGGAUACCAGAUUGGACUACAGAGUUAUUGAUUUAAGAACAAUUACAAACCAAGCUAUAUUCAGAAUCCUGCAUGGUGUUUGUGCACUAUUUAGGCAAUUUUUAAGUGACAAUGGAUUCACCGAAAUCCAUUCGCCAAAGUUAUUAGGUGCUCCAUCUGAAGGUGGUGCCAAUGUAUUUGAAGUCACUUAUUUCAAUAGAAAGGCAUAUUUAGCACAAUCUCCUCAAUUAUACAAACAACAAUGUAUUGCAGGUGAUUUUGAAAGAGUGUUUGAAGUUGCUCCAGUUUUCAGAGCCGAGAAUUCAAAUACCCAUAGACAUAUGACCGAAUUUAUGGGUUUAGAUUUAGAAAUGGCAUUUGAAGAACAUUACGAUGAAGUUGUUGAUUUAUUAUCAGAUUUGUUCAUCUAUAUCUUCAACCAAUUGAAUCUUUCAUAUAAAAAGGAAAUUGAAAUUGUCAGAAAACAGUUUCCAUGCGAUGAAUUCAAGAUUCCUAAAAAAAUGGUUAGAAUUCCAUUCAAAGAAGGUAUUCAAUUAUUAAGAGAUGUUGGUGGUAAAACGGAAUUAGGAUCUUACGACGAUUUGUCUACUGAAAACGAAAAGUUAUUGGGUAAGAUUGUCCAUGAUAAAUACGACACCGAUUUCUAUAUUUUGGACAAGUUUCCAAGUGCUAUUAGACCAUUUUAUACAAUGCCUGAUCCAGUUGACAGCAACUAUUCCAACUCUUACGAUUUCUUCAUGAGAGGAGAAGAGAUCUUGUCUGGUGCCCAAAGAAUCCACGACUCAGAUUUGCUAGCUAAAAAAAUGAGAGAAUUGGGCGUUGAUCCAGACUCCCCAGGUGUUGACGACUAUGUUAACUGUUUUAGAUACGGUUGUCCUCCUCAUGCCGGUGGCGGUAUUGGUUUGGAGAGAGUUGUGAUGUUUUUCCUUGGAUUGAAAAACAUCAGAAGAGCCUCGUUGUUUCCCAGAGACCCCAAGCGUUUGCACCCAUAA
This is a messenger RNA of Ascoidea rubescens DSM 1968, 1677 nucleotides long. It is a transcript of the gene DPS1, whose product is annotated as aspartate--tRNA ligase DPS1. Gene Ontology annotation, cellular component: cytoplasm; cytosol; aminoacyl-tRNA synthetase multienzyme complex. Gene Ontology annotation, molecular function: RNA binding; aspartate-tRNA ligase activity; ATP binding. Lineage: Eukaryota; Fungi; Ascomycota; Saccharomycetes; Ascoideales; Ascoideaceae. The transcript has a single exon. The coding region runs from base 1 to 1677 and encodes 558 amino acids. Gene Ontology annotation, biological process: aspartyl-tRNA aminoacylation. The record is from RefSeq and is a predicted model, not a curated record.